AUGGGCCAGGUGGUGGAGAUAUUGUGGUUUAAACAAUGGAGGGUUCUAUGGGACGAUAAUACCGUAUUAGUAUUAUCGUCCCAAAGUCCCGGUCAGCGCAAGGAGUGGUUAGAUGUGGAUGAAAUCAUGCAUGCUGGCUCUCUACCAAACAUAUUCAAUGCUAUCUAA
Histoplasma mississippiense is the source of this 168-nucleotide messenger RNA. RefSeq lists its product with no specific name. The coding region runs from base 1 to 168 and encodes 55 amino acids. The transcript has 3 exons. The record is from RefSeq and is a predicted model, not a curated record. Lineage: Eukaryota; Fungi; Ascomycota; Eurotiomycetes; Onygenales; Ajellomycetaceae.